AAUGUGUUAUAUUGUAAAAUAAUAUUGUACAAUAUAAUAUAUAUUAUUUAAAUACAUUUGAGGUUGUGUUUGACUUUUGUGUCUGACUCGUCAACUUUUCGAUAAUGCAAAUCAGUGGGCCAAUUGGUCAAUAAAUCAGACAAAGAGACAUCGACUCCGAUUGUUCUUUAGUUACAUUUGUGUAUUGUAUUGUACAACGACUCCUUUUUUAUAACAUGUAAAUUAUAGUGCCGACAUCUAUUAAAAUAGAUUAAUUCUAAUACAAAAUUCAUUGUGUGAACAUUAAUAUAAGACUAAUAAGUAUAUUUUUAUUUUGUAACAUUUGUAUAUCUCUGUUUGACUUAUUUUAUUGUGCAAAGGAGCAUCAGCGAAUAGGAAAUAUAUUAGAAUUGUAUCAGUGCCUAUAAUGUCUACAUCAAUAUCUGUAUCAUCAUCUAUGGACGAACGUAUGUUGAAGGGAAUAAGAAAGGUGAUACCAAGUUUAAUCAACACCAAAUACAAGGGCCAAGAUGGCAGGGUUGGUAUUUUCGGUGGUAGCAUUGAGUACACGGGAGCACCAUAUUUCGCAGCUAUGAGUGCAUUAAGAACUGGCGCUGAUCUUGUUCACAUAUUUUGUGCAAAGGAUGCUAGUAUUCCUAUUAAAUCAUUCAGUCCAGAACCAAUAGUUCAUCCAGUCUUAGACCAACAAGAUGCAAUCAAGCAAAUAAAACCUUGGCUUGAUCGUCUGCACAUUAUUCUAAUCGGACCUGGACUUGGCAGAGAUGAAAAGAUUUUCAAAACUAUUGUUGAAUUGAUAUCAAUCUGCCGAGAGGCAAGGAAGCCACUUAUUAUCGAUGCAGAUGGAUUGUUUCUGGUCUGCCAGAAGCCGGAAAUUGUGAAAGAUUAUCCUGGAGUCAUUCUGACACCAAAUGCGAUGGAAUUCAGUCGUUUGGUCAAAGCAGUAUUGGACAAAUCUGUACUGCCUGCUCCUAUAGUAAAAGUUUCUGAUGUGAAGCACACAGCGGAAGCUCUUGGAAAGAAUGUGAUAAUUCUGCAUAAAGGAGCUAAGGAUGUGAUUGUGGAUGGUCACAAAGGUACCGAAAUUGUCUCAUGUGGAUUAGCUGGUUCUGGAAGGCGAUGUGGUGGACAGGGAGAUCUCUUAGCUGGUUCAUUGACGGUGUUCUGGUGGUGGGCUAUCUCUGCUGGAACCAGUGAAUGCGCUUUGUCACCUUCAAUAGUAGCGUGCUACGCCGCAUCAAGAUUAAUCCGAGAAUGCAACGCGUCAGCCUUUAAACUGAGACAAAGAGGAAUGUUGACAUCGGAUAUGCUAGAACAGAUACAACCUGUUUUCAACCAGAUUUUUGAAACUCAUUGCAACAAAACUUCCUCAUUUAUCAGAAGAGGUCGAACUCGAAGUACAGAUUCCUGAGGUGUAUGUAUUUUUACGCUAUUAUAUAUAAAUUACAAAAUUUACUUUUGAUUGGCGUA
Messenger RNA from Pogonomyrmex barbatus (red harvester ant), 1467 nucleotides. It is a transcript of the gene Naxd, whose product is annotated as NAD(P)HX dehydratase. Gene Ontology annotation, biological process: metabolite repair. NCBI's taxonomy places the organism in Eukaryota, Metazoa, Arthropoda, Insecta, Hymenoptera, Formicidae. Gene Ontology annotation, molecular function: ATP-dependent NAD(P)H-hydrate dehydratase activity. The record is from RefSeq and is a predicted model, not a curated record.